Molecule: messenger RNA, 1956 nt
Organism: Dictyostelium discoideum AX4
Lineage: Eukaryota; Evosea; Eumycetozoa; Dictyosteliales; Dictyosteliaceae
Exons: 2
Coding region: 1-1956 (651 amino acids)
Molecular function (GO): nucleic acid binding; zinc ion binding
Source: RefSeq, a predicted model, not a curated record
AUGAACAAAACCUUGUCAAAUAAAAAAGCAUCUAGUAAAACUACCAAUAAUAGUAAUAAUAAUAAUAAUAACACAAUUAAUGAUCCAGUAUUAUCACUCCCAACCUAUUCAUUAGAAAUUUAUGAAGAAGAUUAUUUCAAUGAGUUAAUAUUAGAACCUCUUUCAUUUUUAAAAUCAGGAGAUGUUGUAAUUACAACAUCUCCAACUAAAAAAAAAACAUCAUCAGUCUCAGCAUCACCUUCACCAAUAAAAAAAGAAAGUAAUAGUAAUAGUAAUAGUAAUAGUAAUAGUAAUAGUAAUAGUAAUAGUAAUAAUAAUAAUAAUGAUAGUGAUUCUUCAUCUGAUAAUGAUUUAAAAUUUGAAGGUAACCAAGAUGAUAGUGAGGAUGAGGAUCAAACUAAUUCAAAUUAUUAUUGCCCAUUUUGUAAGAAAAAGUUUCAAACUGAACAAACUUGGAAUACACACAUUAAUAGUAGUAAACAUUUAAAGAGUAUAAAAGAUCAAAAAAAAAAAUCAACAACAACUGGUACUUCAAAUACACCAACUAAAAAUAAUAAUAAUAACUCUCCAUCAAAUGUUAAAUCACCAUCUUCAACAAAAACAAAGUCAUCAUCUUCUUCCUCUUCUUCUUCAUCAUCAUCAUCAUCAUCAUCAUCAUCAUCAUCAUCAUCAUCAUCAUCAUCAUCAUCAUCAUCAUCAUCAUCAUCAUCAUCAUCAUCAUCAUCAUCAUCAUCAUCAUCCUCCUCUACAAAUUCAAAAGAUAAUGAAUUCUUACAAGAUCAAAUAAUGCAAACUCAACAAGCAAUUAAAAUUAAAAAUAGUAAACCAAAUUUAGCUUGUAAAAAUUUAUUUACAAUAGCGAGAUCUUAUUGUCAAAAACAAUAUAUUAGAGAUUCUGCUAAAACUUUAAAUUUAAUAAUUGAUAUUUUAACAAUAUCUAAUAAUAAUAAUAAUAAUAAUACUACACCUUCAAUCACAUCUACAACUACAUCUUCAACUUCAAAUAAAUCUAUUGUAGAAUAUUCAUUAAAUAAUAUAUUAAAUAAUGCAACACUUUUAUGUAAAACACAUUUAUAUUUUGGUAGAUUAACAAGAUUAUUUAAUCAAAGACUAUCAGAAUAUCAUUUUUUACAAUGUUUUAAUUAUCUUGCUUUAAUAAAUAAUGAUCAAUUAUUAAAGUAUGAAUCUUCUUUAGUAUCAUCUUCACCUUUAAAUUUAUAUAAAAUAUUUAUCAUUCAAUUAGAUAAAUUUGGCAAAUCUAAAAAUAAAGAUACAAAUACAAAUACAGAUACAGAUACAAAUACAAAUACAGAUACAAAUAAAGAAAUUGAAUCAAUAAUUCAAAUUAACAAAUAUAUAAAUGAAAUUGCAGGUGCAUUAUGUUAUUGUGAAGUUAAUUUUAAAUCAAUAAUAUUAUAUAUAUUAGCAAGUUGUAUUACAUUUAAAUUUAAAUUAUAUAAAGAAUCAUUAGAAUCAAAUACUCGAGCUUUUAAAUUAUUAUCAUCAUUAAAACAAUAUCAUUGGUCAAUUGAUUUAUUAUUAAAUAAUUUAUUAAUUAAAUUAAAAUUAAAUGAAACUAUUGAUAUUGUUGACGGUGACGGUGAUACUGAAAUUCAAUAUCAAAAAUUAUUAUUAAAAGAAAAAGAAGAGAAAGAAGAAAAAGAAUAUCAAAAUAUUAUUAUAAUAUUAAUUAAAUAUUGUAUAUUAAUAGAUGAUAAAAUUAGAUUAUCAGCUAUUUUAGGUGAUUAUAAUUUCCAGAAAAUUAUUUCAAUUUAUUUUAAAAAUAAUGACUAUGUCGAUUGUUUAAUUAAAUCAAGUAAUCAAUUUUUAAUUGAAAAUUAUAAAGAAAUUGAUCAAAUUAAGGAUCACUAUGAACAUUUAAUUUAUUCAAAUAAAGAUUUUAUUUUCAUUUUUAAUCAAUUUGAUUUAAAAAAGAAAAUAUUAUUACAAAAAUAA